Messenger RNA from Trypanosoma cruzi, 4539 nucleotides. RefSeq lists its product as uncharacterized. Bases 1 to 4539 code for a protein of 1512 amino acids. NCBI's taxonomy places the organism in Eukaryota, Euglenozoa, Kinetoplastea, Trypanosomatida, Trypanosomatidae. The record is from RefSeq and is a predicted model, not a curated record. The transcript has a single exon.
AUGCGGCUGUGCGGUUUGCUUCGCCAUCCGGCGUUGAAUUGCACGGCUGUCCAUUACGCCCAUCACAGCGAGAGUUCGAGGAAGAAGAAGAUGAGGAGGAGGAGAGAACAAAAGAGGCGAGCGUCCCAUGACACCGUAAGUCUUCGUGACUCGGUCGGCAUGUUGAUUCCCGAGGCCUGCCUGCGCCGCGAUCGACUGUCGCCCGACGCCUUGGAUCGCUCCGUUGAGGAGAAGGCGCGUGAGAUUCUUGGUCUUGGCGCGGACUCCGCACAUGCGUGGGGUCCGUACGGCGCGCAAUUUGACAGGCGUGACAUCCGCUUUCAAGGAAAGAACGGCGACAUGCGUCAAUUUGCGGAGAUGGCAACGAGAGCUGCAUCGAUGGAAAAGUGGAGGGGCAUGUCGCCGCAAGGCGACGCAUUGCUGAAGGACGCCGUUGCCUUUGUUGGAGGAAAACAGCAGAGGCGGCAGUUGUUAGGAACAUCUACCGACAAUUCCAAGGAGAAUUUCAAGUGCGGGAGUGCUCCGAUGCUGCAGAGGGUGAUGAAACGCUACGGCGGCGAUUUCUCUCCACUUGCACAUGCCAUGGCUGCUGGUGGCGUUGCUGAGGCAAAUGCCGGGAAUUGUCAUGAUGAUGAUGGUGGCGAUGGGAAUAGCACUCCAAUAUCGGGGACAAACCGGAAGCCGGGGGCGAAGACGCUGUCGCCGUCAGUGACGGAAGGAAAAAGACGAGUGGAGCGUCGUCAACGUCGGCUUGAGCGCAUUUUAAACCGUGAGGGGAAUGUGCAUCCUUGCGUGUAUCAAGGUGGUUGUGCAUCAAAAGAUGGGGCGGCAAUGUGUCCUUUUGUCUUGUAUCCUGCAACGGUGUGUGUGGCGUGGCUGCGGCAUGGCCGCUGCGACGAUGCCCUGCGUGGAUGUUGCCCAUGGUGGCAUGGCUGCGUUGCUGAUACCUCCAAGAGAGAAGUAGUCGGAAACCGUCUCUUUUUUGACGCAGGGGAUGCAGAUUUUGGCGAAGGAGAGUUGCUGCGUGAAAGCUGCACAUGGAUGGGUACGAUCUUGCAGAUGUUUCUGGAUCUUGUUGUCACCACGGCAGAGCAUGCAGAGUUUAGCGUCUCCGAUGGUGUCAUGUCUGCUGAGACGGUGAGAAGGAUUUUUGAAGAACCACCCGGCGCGGUGCGGCGCAACGGGAACCGUCGCACCACUGACAUGCCGCUCCAGUACGACCCCGCACGGGAUGUCUUUUUGGUCGAGAGAGAGUUGGCGGUGAGUGCCCUCAUGACGGAGGAGGGGGUGACGGGGUCGAUGCGGUGGAACGACGCACAAACGAGGGAGGAAGAAGAAGAAGAAAAGGAUUCCUUCGAUGCCAUUUUUUUCCACGAGUUGGCGUCUUCCCGGCAGGAAGUCGAGGCGCCGCAGAAAAAAUUGGGAAAGACAGCAGAGGAGAUGCAUGCCACCGCCCAAGGACGCCUUCGCCACGUGCUCGUCACUUUCCGCGGCUACGUAGCUACAGUUGAUGCAAUCGAUAGGUCUGGGGAUCGUAUUGCCCUGUGCACACCACUCACCCGGUGGCUGCUGCAGAAAGUCGCGGAUGAAUGCGCCUAUCAGAAUAAUAAUAAUAAUAAUAAUAAUAAUAAUAAUAAUAAUAAUAAUAAUAAUGGCACUAUCAUGGAGCCAACACCGCAGAGUCUUUUUGAAGAGGCAAGUACCAUUUUACUCCAUAUUUGCCUUCGGAAGUGUAAAUUGGGCCACGGGAACGAUAAAAACACUCCGGCAGGCUCCCACCGCUGGUCUGGCUUGUUAUUGCUGCAGCUCAUGUCGCUUCUUACACGUAUUCCAGCAUCGCGUGAGGCUUCCACCGCUGUGGGGUGUACGGAGGGCUCCUUCCUGUACACGGCGUUGCUGUCGCUCCACAUGAAAAGGACCCCUAGCUGGUCUACCGACAAUAUACAGGCGCGGUAUAUGAGUUGUUGGGUUUUCUUCCACUCCCUUCUUUCAACACUUGCUUUGUCUCUUUUACGUGAAGGCAUUGAACAGUUUGCAUUUGCCAGAUUGGCCUUGGUGGAUGUGGCGCGACAAAUUGCUCGCAGGGUCGAGGAUCAUUUCUCCAUGCCGCUUUUGCGAGCCUCCGGGUGGUCAGCAUGGACGGACGAGCAAAUGUUUGCAUCACAUCAGAAGAAGGCGUACACCGCCGUGGACUACGCGCGGUUCCACAUGCCUGUUACCGCUCAUUGUUUUAUGGCGUCUGUUAUGAACACAUUUAUGCUCCACAUCCUGAGGGAGGCCACACGUCUGUAUCAACCGCGUGUGACUCCUGUUGCCGCCGUGCUUUUUGGGAAAAACCGGGAUUUGGAAUCGCCGCAGGAAUGCAUUCGAUGGGAGCGGUGUCUUCGAGGAGGUGGUGGUGGUCUCACGGUACGAAGAGGCGUGCAACCGUAUGCGUGUGAGGCCUUGGCGGUCCUCUCGUGUCUGCAUGACGAGAACAAAGCGGUUCUGGCGCGACGGCAGGAAUUGAUGGAGGAGUUCAUGACACGACGGGUGGAGUAUCGAGAACGCACAGCGAAAGAAAUUGCACGCCGUCGAAAAAACAGCGGUACUAACCAGCCGAAUCUAUCAAAUAGCACGCAACCCGCCGAAGGUGAUGAAUUCCAUGUUUUUGAGAAGUUGUUACCGUCCGCUUCUGUCAUGGUCUCUGCGGAUGUCUUCAGCUUCUUGCUCCCUGUGUUGUUCAUGGGAGGUGGGGCGUACAAGGCACUACGGCUUGCUUCGUCAGCGAUCCACGCCAGCAGAAUGUUGCGACACGCAGCAAAGCAGCCCAUGCCGUACCUUGUACAGGGUGAGAAGACUAUCCACAGGCGGGUGCGAAACGGUAGGACUGGGCGAAAGCAAAUCGUCCGCGUCCGCGUUCCUGUGCUGCGCGUCGUUGACGCUGAGGCAGAUGAACGGGAACGCAACGGCGCCGGUGCACGCCCCGUUGGCAUUUACAUGCAGCUCAGUGAAUAUGUUUUGGCGGAAAUAGCAAGAAUGGGUAUGCGAAUGGGGACUGCCGGCGCAAAGCUUGUGCGUGGGGUGUGUGAGGACAGUGUGCGCGGCAUGCUGGUGGACUAUGCUGCAGGGCGAUGUUUUCCCUCACCAGACGCAGCUGAUGUACACAGCGAUGGUUCCAUCACAGCCGCCUUUGGUGCAAAGGUACUAAAGGCCAUUUUGUUAUUUGCUGGUGUCAAUGAUCAUGUCGGUGGUGGUGGUCAUGAUCUUAUGCAAAAAACAAGUCAAGUGGCGGGUCUUGCCGUCCUUGAGCGCCGCAUUCCACCAACGGCGCUCUUAUUGGAGAUUGUUGUGGCCCUAACGCCAACCAAAAACCGCGAGGCGCACACUUUGUAUCAGCGUAUCUGCAGCAUGGACCCGAGAACCCUCGUCACCGAUCGGGUGUUAUUGGCGCAGCACUAUCAUGCUGCCCGACAUCACUUUGGGCGUGCAAGUAGUGUGGCCGCCGCUGUAUGGCUCGAUUUCAUUCGCACAGGUGCGACAUCGCUGUCGCGCCCCUCCACUAUCAUCCUGCAGAAGGAAAUAGAGCAGCUGCCCGCUCCCGUGGAGUUUGGGGAGGAGCCACUGGUGGCCGAGCCUCAUCAUCACCAUCGUGAGAGGACGCCGGCACCACGCACAGUGAAGGAGCUGCGGGAUUGUCUGGAGCAGUCGGGAAAAGAAGGCGCUGUCGUCUCCACCACCAGUCGAUAUCGCGGCGGCUACACAACAUACGUGGCGCAGUCUCUCGCGGCGCACGCCACGGACACCAUUGCCCUACGCCGGAUGCGGUGGGCCCUUUUGGCCAGCACGCUUCUUGCCGUCACACAUGACAGGCUCACGGGAACGCAAGGCGUUUGGCCUCGACUGCUGCUCCGCAAUACUUUCAUAAUGGCCAUUCAAGCCACCAGCCUUCAAGAACGCGAGCGGGACACGCAGGCGACUGUGCGUGUCUUCCUUCUUACUGAUAUUUUUAGUCCUGUCACUGCCGCAGUGGAGAAGUCGGACGAAGACGUACUGCUGUGGUGCUCCGACAAUGUGCGGAACCUGCCGCAGUACCUCGCAGCUCAGAUACGGCUAGCGGAAGAACUGCAGACGCAUCCACAAGACGGUGAAUUCAUGGACAAGAUCCGCCUCGGUCUGCAACUCUUGCCUCUCUUUAAGGCCUCCAUGGGCCUGCAAGAAUACGAUACCACACAAACGAAUGCAUGGCGCCUUCUGGAGCCAUUCCUUGGGCACCCGGAGCUGGCGAUUGCAUGGUUGCACGAAUCCCUCUUUGGUGUUUCGCGUUCCCUCCUCAUAUGGAUUACCGCACACGUCGAUACAAAAGACCAGCAAGCUGCCUUCUCUCUCGCCGCGUGGACGAUACUCCUUUACUACAACCAAGCUGUAGAUGAUGCAGUGAAGCAUGCCGUACUCCAAGCGGUCUGCAGGAAACUUACAGCCGAAAAAUCACAAAGAAUAAAUGAAUGGAUGCAUAUUGCCGGAGAAAAAUCCAAUAACUACCGUAAAAAUUUAAGCUAA